Messenger RNA from Aspergillus clavatus NRRL 1, 3708 nucleotides. RefSeq names its product telomerase reverse transcriptase. The transcript has 6 exons. Gene Ontology annotation, cellular component: telomerase catalytic core complex. Lineage: Eukaryota; Fungi; Ascomycota; Eurotiomycetes; Eurotiales; Aspergillaceae. Gene Ontology annotation, biological process: telomere maintenance via telomerase. The record is from RefSeq and is a predicted model, not a curated record. The coding region runs from base 1 to 3708 and encodes 1235 amino acids. Gene Ontology annotation, molecular function: telomeric repeat DNA binding; telomerase RNA binding.
AUGGGUAAGAAACGGAAAAGACCCAGCAAGGAUAGUGGUGCAGGAGAAGACUUAGCGCAGAAACGCCUCGCCGGCGGCCCCAAUGGUGUCAGAAGUCAUCAUGCCACAGACGCAUACGAGGGAUCUGGACACUCGCAUCCGGUCAUCUCGCUAUACUAUCACCGGGUCGUGACGCUGCGGCAGUAUCUGCUGCAACAGAUCCCCGUCUCUUCCAAAUCCCGGCGGAGGAGAAUCACCUCAGUGCAGGGGGCUACCUCCACGGAGAAGCAGAAGAAUAGGGGUGUGAGGGGGUACCAUGCUCAAGGUCUCGCCGAUAUCCUGGACACCACACUGGUCGGGGUCUUGAAAGAGUCAUCGCCUACAGUGACCCAAGAGCGACUGCGGGAUUUCGCAUCUUAUUCUCAAUCUCAGUCACAGGGUAGAUCCGAAGUUCCAAGUACGGAUGUUGGACCUCCAUGUGCGCAGUCAGAGAUCGUGGACUUCGUCAUAUCCGCUCUUUUCAAUCGCCAUGCCUUUUCAUACCAGAAACCUCAACACCUGUUGACCCACGGGUUUCAACGGGCUGGUGGGCCAGACGUCAAGCUGGCUAGUAGUAUUCCUGGCCUUGCUAGACGGUAUCCUAACAAGAAUGUCCAGUGCCUCAAGCAGGCGCCCUGGACCGAUGUUCUGGGUCUUCUUGGAGGCAACGGGGAGGAGAUCAUGCUGAGGCUCUUAUUCGAUUGUGGCAUCUUCAUGGCCAUCGACCACCGCAAGGGGAUAUAUUACCAGAUCAGUGGUCUUCCGCUAUCAAGUCUUGAACCCAUCCAGAAUCAGUCACCUUUGGAAGUCCCGAACGCCAAUUCAAAGCCCUCUUUGGCGGCAGGGAGCAAUGUAGCCAGGAAAAAUAGGAGCAGUGAUCAAGGAAUCGCGCACAAACCGAACAGUGUUGUAUUCUUUCGGCGACGUAUGCUCUACGCAAAACCAAUUCUGAACUCGAGAGGGGAGGUCCAUUUCGGGUUGUCAGCCCUUCACGUCCUGAAUCGGUAUCCUCGAUCAGACUCGCUGUCUCAGACAGUGCAUAUCCUGAAGUACAUCUUCCCCCGACAAUUUGGUCUGCAUAACGUGUUUACUUCUGUGACCGACUCGCGUGAAACCGUCUUGCCAUUCAAAGAUUACUUCUCUCGCGAGACUGAGAUCGAAGAGAUCGAAGAAAAGAGACGUAAACAGCGUCGACGCAUCGGCCCCGAGUUUACAAACCACUACCAAGACCAGAAAGAGUUCAUUGAUAUACCCAAGAGGCUUCGUGGGAAGGCCUGCGAACUGGUUCAACAGCUGCAGAAUCGGAAUCGUCGCUGUCCGUAUACGGAACUGUUGAACUACUAUUGUCCGCCAGUGGACACGGGGCCGUGGAAACUUGGUCCCACCGAUUCUCAGACCAGUCACCCGUCAGGCACAGCAAUAUCGGAGUCUUUGGUCACUCAAAGACGAGGCCCUCAGGGCUCAUUUGCACAUGCAUCUCCGCUAUCUCACCUCCAGGAGACUCCUUCAGUCGCCACAUUCAAAGCCGAAGCGACCGUGUCGAAGAUCCUUAAGCCAAAGCUUUGUUUGAUAGAUUACGCCACACCUUGCUCCUCGGUAUCAGCCUUUUGUCGGGCAGCGCUGCGGAAGUUGGUCCCGCCACGAUUCUACGGUACAGGCUGCCAUCAGAGAAGCAACCAGGAUAUCGUCUUCAGGCAUGUUGACCGUUUUGUGCGAAUGCGGAGGUUUGAAAGUCUGAGCCUUCAUGAGGUUUGCAAGGGCAUCAAGAUUACUUGUAUGCCUUGGCUUGGACAUCCGGCAAAUCAGCAAGAUGAAGGCUCCUCGCAGCCCAAAAUGUCAUUAUCAGACUUGCGGAAACGGACAGAGCUCCUACACGAAUUCAUCUACUACAUCUUCGAAUCGAUUCUGGUCCCCUUGAUCCGUUCCAACUUCUAUGUUACCGAAUCGCAGUCUCAUCGCAAUCGACUCUUCUAUUUCCGCCAUGACGUGUGGCGGCAGUUGACCCAGCAGCCGUUGGCAGAAUUCAAGACUUCUUUGUUCGAGGAAAUGAAGCGAGGAGUCGCGGAGCGGAGACUCAGCAGCCGAUCCCUGGGGUAUAGCUCACUGCGGCUUCUGCCGAAAACAACGGGAGUCCGUCCGAUCCUGAAUCUUCGACGGCGGAUGCUCAAACCAGGCUGGGCGGGGAAGGCACCAUUCCUGGGCCCGAGCAUCAACUCGACGAUCGCACCUGUCUUCAAUGUCUUGAACUACGAGAAGAGGCGGAAUCCCGACAGUCUGGGGGCAGCGCUGUCUUUCGUUGGAGAAAUCCACACCCGGCUCAAGGGCUUCAAAGAGCGACUGACUCAAAAGCAUGCAGGCCACCCCCGGCCCCACUUGUACUUUGUCAAGGUGGACAUUCAGUCCUGCUUUGACACUAUUCCCCAGGAAAACCUGGUUCCCCUGGUCGAGAGCCUCGUCUCGGAGGAAGGGUAUUAUGUUGCGAAACAUGUCGAAGUCCGGCCGUCGGAUGAAUUCAGCAGCAUGUGGCCGCUGCACGAAUCUCAGCAGAGCAAGGCGCUCCGCAAAUACGUGGGUAGAGCAGCACCCGUGACGAACUCGCAGGAUCUCACAGAAGCCAUUGCGGAAGGCGGGAUCAGCCACCGCAGGAACACGGUCUUCGUGGAUACGGUGGCGCAUAAGGAAUACUCCGGGGACUAUCUGCUAGAUCUCCUCGACGAGCACAUCCGGUACAAUCUGGUGCGUGUGGGGAAGAAGUAUUUCCGGCAGCGGAACGGCAUCCCUCAGGGUUCGAUCCUGUCAGGCGUUUUGUGCAACUUGUUCUACGCGCGGAUGGAACGGGAGUGUCUUGGGUUUUUGCAGUCAGACGAGUCGGUGCUGCUCCGGCUGAUCGAUGACUUCCUCCUUGUCACGACCGACUCCAGCCUGGCGAUGCGGUUCCUGCAGGUGAUGCUCAAGGGACAGCCCGAGUACGGGAUCACGGUCAACCCGGCCAAAAGCCUUGUCAACUUCGCGGCGGCCGUGGACGGGGUCCAGAUCCCGCGCCUCGUGGACAGCGCCCUGUUCCCGUACUGCGGAAGCCUCAUCAACACCGCCACGCUGGAGAUCUACCGGGACCCGGAGCGGGUGGUGGAGGGCGGCGACUCGGCCGCGGCGACGCUCGCCAGCUCGCUGACGGUGGAGUCGGCACGGGCGCCGGGCCGCUCGCUGCACCGCAAAAUGCUCUCCGCGUUCAAGCUGCAGAUGCACCCGAUGUACCUGGACACGCAGCACAACUCGCUCAGCGCGGUGCUGUCGAACCUCUACGCCAGCUUCGUCACCGCCGCGAUGAAGAUGUACCAGUACAUGAAAGCGCUGCCGCGGCGGGCGCACCCGACGGCUGAGGUCAUGGCCCGCGUCAUCCGCGACCUGAUGUACCUGGCACAUCGGAUGGUCGGCGCCCGCCGCGAGCUGCACACGGCGCGCGGGCCCGGCUCGCCGUCCCUGUGUCUGGUGCAGGGCGCCCAGGUCCAGUACCUAGCGACGGCGGCGUUCCGGUUCGUGCUGGGUCGCAAGCAGACCAAGUAUGCAGGGGUGCUGCGGUGGUUGGAGCAGGUGUGGAAAGCAGCGCGGCCGCCGUCGAGUGCCAAGGCGAUGCGGCUGGCGCAGGUGGUGCGGCAGGGCAAUGCGAGUUUUGCGGGCUGGCGGUUUUGA